Messenger RNA from Cladocopium goreaui, 1629 nucleotides. The record is from the annotation of a GenBank genome assembly. NCBI's taxonomy places the organism in Eukaryota, Dinophyceae, Suessiales, Symbiodiniaceae.
AUGGCCAGGAAAAGCAGCGCAUUGAUCCUAGAUGUCGAGACUGUGCUGUGUCCUGCUGAGGUAGUGGAAAUGGAGUUUGACACCUUUAACGAUUGCUAUGUGUGCCGCCCCCGAAAUCUGAUCUGUUUGGUGAAGGAGAUCUGGCGAAGCACGGCGAAGCAAAGUCUUCGAUCCGGGAAAAGACGACCAUCUGCAGAGGCCCUGCGCGCCGUGCAGGAAGAGGUCCGCCACGGCUACGCCUUGCGGCCGGACGUGCACGCGCUGGUGGAGGCGUUGUUGCGCGGCGGUGUUGAGGCAGUGCGAGAGUCCUGCACCCUGCAAUUGGGUGUCCCAAUGCAGCCCAUGUUGGCCAAGGCCUGCACCUCCGUGGAAGAGCUGCUGAAGCGCAUCCUGAAUUCCAUGCCCGAAAAGGCGAGCGCCACGCUGGCUGCGGAGUUUAAGUAUGAUGGCCAGCGUGCUCAGAUUCACGUUUUGGAAAAUGGUACUGUGAAGAUCUUUUCGCGAAAAUUGGACGAUAUGACUUACAAGUAUCCGGAUGUUGUCAGCGUGGUGAAACGGUCUCAAAAGACCAAAGCAGCGUGCGUGUUGGAUGCCGAGAUAGUAGCAGUGGUGCCGAAGGCGGAGGCAGGCCAGGAGGCAGGUAGCCAAGUGGACAUUGCGGCCUUUCAGUCGCUGUCCACCCGCAAACGCAAAAACGUCACGGAGCAGAACACCGCCGUGGCCGUGAAGGUCUUUCUGUUUGAUCUUCUCUACUUCCAGGAGUCUUUGAUCGCUCUGCCUUUUGGGAAACGAAGGGAGAAACUGCAGCAACAUUUCGAGAAACUUGAGGACUUGUUGGCCUUUGCCGAAGCAGAAGACCUCAAAAUCGCAGAAGGAAAAGCAGAGGCUGUUCUUGAGGCUGCUCUGCAUCGCUCCGUGGCCGCGUCCUGCGAGGGGUUGAUGGUUAAACACCUUGACUCCAUUUACGAACCUUCCACAAAGCGUUCCGAUUGUUGGUUGAAGCUCAAGAAGGACUACUUGGAUUCCAUGGGCGAUUCCCUGGACCUUGUCCCCAUCGGCGGCUGGCGCGGCAGCGGCCGCAAGAGUCGAUGGAUCUCCCCGUGGCUCAUGGCCACGUACGAUCCAACGGAUGGUACCCUGGGCAGCGUGUGCCGCGUCAUGUCCGGCUUCAGUGACAAGUUCUACAAGGAGAACACCAUCCGCUACGUGGGUCACGAACUCGACGGCACGCGAGACAAGGAGGAAGCCCAAGAGGAGGGCGAAGGCGAAGAAGCAUCUGAAGAGCAAGAGGUAGAUGAUGAAGAAGCCAUCCCAGUCGCGAAAAGCAGCGCAAGCGGCAGCGGCUCCAGCGGGCUGCAGCUGAAGCGCCCGGCGGAGGGGGUGGAGACCGACGAGGCGCCGGCCUUUUGGUUCCAGCCCUGCGAGGUUUGGGAGAUCCGUGGUGCAGACAUCACCAUUUCCCCCAAGCACAUGGCAGCACGUGGCUUGGUGGACCCCAAGAAAGGCCUGUCUCUGCGCUUUCCCCGCUUCAUGCGGAAGCGGGAGGACAAGCGCCUUGUGGACGCCACGCGACCUGAGCAGUUGGCGGAGCUCUUCCGAAAACAGGGACAGCACCGUGCGCCGGGCUGA